AUGCUGCGCGCUAAUUCGUCAGAUUAUGAACAAGCUGCCUCCGGAAACCUACAGGCAAAAUGCUCUUUCUGGGGUGGUGUAGUGGAUUCAAACAGUGGUAGCAUCAUCAGUAACGCUAUCGGUGCUUGCAACACAUAUACUAAUUCCAAGGUCGUUCCUCCUUCCGGCUUCGAUACUCCAAAAUGGUACGGCGGUUCUGCUUUUGACCGAUCUUCCGGUUCAGCUGGUGCAGCUUCGUUUAUCGGCUCAAAGGUGUUCCCAGGUGGCUCUUACGAUACAACAAGGUGUGCGGACGAGAUGACAGCACGAAAUGGUUCAUUCUACAAUACAUACCUCGUUCACGACAACAAGGCUGGUCAACAGCAGUACUGCGAUGUAUACUCGGAUGAGCUACCACCAUCUGCCGCAACAUAUACAGGCAGCACAGGUAACAAGGGCAACGCUACAAUUUCGAACAGUUUCGCAUGUGGAAAAUCCAAGGUUGACGGUUCAAAGGCUGGCAGCUGGUAUGACUGGUCGUCCAAGCCAAGCAACUCGUCUAGUACCUCGUCUAGCUCCACAUCGUCGCGAACCAUUCCAGGAACCUCCAGCAGUGCCUCUGCAAUCACUACUACGUCGGCUACUCAGUCUACCACUGCACGCAGCUCGUUCACCGGCCGACCACAUAGCCAAAGCACAGAUUCGAGCUCGUCAGCCGAUGCUACCUCGAGCACGUUCACCUAUACUCGAACAUCCACAACGACCGAGUCCGGGGACGUGACAACGAGCUCUUCUGGAGAGCCAACGACCACUGUGCCAGGAGUGGUUACCACUACCAGCUCCCACGGCUUCUUCUUUGGCAACACAACUAGCUCGACUAUAGACGCAACCACCACCACCACAUCUGCCUCAGCAGACGUCGCUCAGCCUGCUACGACUACGACUACCUCAGCCCACAUUGUUCCACCUGUUGGAAGCAGUUCUACAACGGCCUCGGCAAGCACGACCUCGUCCGUUUUGGAUGCACCAGGCUCUACUACGACGACUACCGCUGCUAGCACUGUUGCCACUUCAUCGGGAUUCGGCCAACCUGCGGUCGAUGGUACUACCACUGCGGGUGCAAGCAGCACGACUCCAGCAGUUCUGAAUGAACCAACCUCUACGACAGCUGCUGCCACUUCAUCAGGUAUUGCACAGCCAGUUGCAGGUGGCACGACCACUACAGGUUCAGACAGCACGACCACUACAGAGAUUGGCCAGCCGAUUGUAGGCACUUCAACUACAACUUCAGCUGGUACAACUUCAGAUGCACCGGCAGGCACAACCACAGGCGCUCCAGCAGUUAGCAGCUCCACUACAACCACUACUUCGUCAGAUGUCGCUCAACCACCCACCAGCAGCUUGACUACAACUUCAGUGGGCACAACUCCGCUUUCUCCACUCGUCGAUGGCUCAGUCACGACAACGACCACGCUAUCAGGUGGUGCUCAGCCACUUGCCAGCACCUCGGCCACAACUUUAGACAGCACGACCUCAGCCGUUCCGGUAGUCGGUACCUCCACUCUAACUACCACUACUUCGCUGGAUAAUGUCCAACCGACUACCACUGUAAGCACGACCACAACGUUGGACGUUGCUCAGCCGAUCGUAGGAAGUUCAACCACAAUUUCUACCAGCACAGCUCUAUCCAGCACGACUACUGUCGUUCCAGCUGCCAGCAGCUCCACAACGAGUGCCGUGACAACCACCACUACAUCUCUGGCAGUUGCUCAACCAACCACGAGUAUCUCUACCACAGCUUCGGUCAGUACGACCCCGAGCCUCAGCAGCUCGACUACUGGUGUAACCAGCUCCACAGGGGCAGGUACAAGCUCUACCAGUACCCCUGCAACUUCGACAACCGUCCAUGGCCCAUCCGUGUCAUCUACUAGCACCCCAGUCGUCGGCGUGUCGACCUCGUCGACGACGGCAGUUGUACCUGCUGCUGGCACAUCUACAAGCUCGAGCACCAUGUCUGGCACAACGACACCUGCCGGAACUUCUCCUGUCGUCAACGGACCAUCUCCAGUCACCACAACGACGUCUAGAUCUGUCUUUCCACCAGUCUUUGAUGGCACUUCUUCUAGCUUCUCUUUUACUGGCACGACUUCUGUUGUAACUACCUCCGCCAGUACGUCCUCGCUUGGUGCUGUUACUACAACUGCAGCCGUCACUACUACGACCACUCUGGCCGUAAAUGACCCAAUCGUCAGCAGCUCAACCACAACUGAUGCAGGAGUAAUCGCAACUAGCUCGUCCACUUCUGAUCUGAUUACUUCUAGCUCGAGCACAACAGAUGCAGCGCUUGGUACCACUUCCUCAUCCACUGUCGACACGACAACUCUAGAAGCCCAGACGACUACCACGACUUCGAUUGUUGGGGCUUCAACGACCACAACAACCGAGAGUGUAGAUGCUCUGCCUACCAGCACAACUACAACAGUGGCUGCAGGAACUCCACUGGCAUCCAGCACUACAUCAGACCUCCCUGAAGCUGUCGUCACGAGCUCUUCGACCACAGAGAACGUGGGUACAUCUACUAGCACGAUGACCACUACCGUCGACAUUAUACCAGUGACAACCACUACCUCAGAGGCUGUUGAUGCUGUUACGACUUCUACUACCACAACUUCUCUCUCGGCUGAUAUGACUACAUCCUCUAAUAUCCAAAUCACAACUAUAUCUUCUACCUUUACUCUGCCAUCUACCACUUCUCCGCAUGCUGGUAUAACCACAAGUGUUAUGGGUCCUGGUCCAGUACAAACACGAAUCAUCGUCAGCUUCCAUGGGUCAAACAUGAAGCGCUCGACAGAUUCUUUGUACAUGGCUGUUAACGGCGGUGUGAUCACUUAUGUUGACGAAGAAGAUGACGCUACCGAAUUCUCCAUCACUGCAAACGGGUUCCUCGAAUGCGAUGAUGGUUAUGUGGGUGUUCCGGCAGAUGGCUUAGAUUACUCGGCUUUCGAGAUAUUCUCCGAAGCCGCAUGCGCGACAGCUAUCUGUACUGAAUGGUCAACUUCUGGUACAGGCUUGGGCUUUUCUAACCAGGACUUCGGUCUAAGCACUGCAAGCUUCUACGUCAAAGAAGGUGCUGUCGUUGCCGCCAAAGAGUCUGCUCCAAGUGCCGUGGAUGGGUUCCAGGCUGUUACUGUCGAAGCUAGGUCAGCCUCGGGCACUGUAGCCACUACCACUACCACAACUACGAGCUCAAUUGACACAUCUUCUACCACUACCUCUAUCCUGACUACUACUGUCGCCACCACGGAAUCUACCACGACGGCUGUGACUACUGAUGCUCCGACAUCCACGACCACAACACUGGAUAUCGUAGAUCCUGCAACAACCACGACUACGACCACAACCACUACAUCAGAUAUUGUCGAGGCUUCAACGACUACGACCUCAUCGGACAUUGUAGAGGUCACGACAACGACUACCACAUCGGACAUCGCUGAGGCCUCAACAACCACUACCACCACGUCAGAUAUUGUGGAGGUUGCGACAACCUCAACGACUGAUAUGAGCUCCAGCACGACAGUAGCAAGCACUACCAGCAUCACCACCACGAGUGUCGAUAGCGUCCCCACUUCGUCGAGCACUUCAGAGUCAACCACCAGUACCGAUGGUCUGACAACCACUUUCCUCGACGAUACUGCCACUUCUAGCACGACAGUAGCGGCUGAACCGACUCUGACGCCUUCAGAUAUUCCCUCAUCGAAUGGCACGUUCGGAGGCAACAGCACACAUGGUGGUAACUUUACAGCACCGGACUACAACUCUACUGCACCAGGGUAUAACUUCACUGCACCAGCGUACAAUUUCACUUCGCCAUAUGCUAACUCCACUGAACCUGGCUUCAACUUCACUGGUCCAGCAUUCAACUCUAGUGCGCCUGGAUUCAACUUUACCAACAUUCCUUCCAAUGUCACCAACGACAAUGGCACUCUAUGGCAAUCAUGGAACGUUACCGACAACAUGACUCAGGCUUUCGGAGCAGCGUCUGUCAUCAACGCUAUGGGCUUCACUGAUUUCUGCUCAACUCUGCUCGGCUACACUACGACUGUCACAACCGAGUUCGUCCCUGUUACAGUGACCGAGACUGACACAGCGACUGUUACUGAAGGGACUUUGACUUCUGGUACGACCGAGACCUGGACCACCGUUCCGACUACUAUCACCAUCACUUCUGCUGAUCCAAAUUGGCAGCGACUGGCUAAACGAACAACUGAAGCCGUGCCAAUCUCGACACCAGCAGCUCUGGCCAACUACAGUGAUGCUGCCGUUUCUCAGGCCUGCAGCUGGAAGGCAACUCCUGUCAAUGUUACAUCUAUCGUUUCCAGCACAGUCACCGCCACGGCGACUGUUGUUGUCUACACUACGGUGCCUGAGGCAACAGUACCUGCUACCACACUGGUCAACACUGCUACGAGCACAUUCACUAUCAACAGCUGUGAGCCAACAGCACCAGCUCAGCUACUCAAGAAUCCUUCGGUUGAAUGUGGCAGCUCUGGCUGGGAUGUCGGUGGCAAUGGUGCAAUGUUGUACUGGGGACCUAGUGGCGUUGCUGGCCCUGAACUCGAUACUGAAGCUUUAUCAUACAUCAAUACCCUCAACACGUCUACUGAAGUCGCAGGUGGCGCGCCAUUCGAUGGCACUGAUCCUUCUUCUGCCUCAGCUGGUUCAGCUGGUUCAGAUUCUGCAGCGGCUGGUUCUGGUUCCGGUUCCUCCUUCGGCGCGACUAGCCCACAGAAGAGACAAGAUGGUGACAAUCACCCAGAUCUCAGCCUGUACACGCCUAAUGAGCCAGCUUACGAUGGUAGCACCUAUGUGAGACUGUCACCCGCCUGGAAUGAUGGCAGUGACAGCUCUGCUGGUCUUGGUCAAAUCAUUGACAACCUUGCAACUGGUUCUUACUGGAUGGCAUACAAGUACCGUGUUCCAACCUAUGCUCUGAACAAUGAUGCCUGCCAACUAAAUGUCCUCAUUAACAACAUUCCUGUCAUGGGUCCAGCCAUUCCAAGUCUUGUAGACCCUACAGAUGGAUGGGCACGAGCAGGUGGCUUCUUCUACGUUCCAGAUGAGCUUUCCGGUCCUGCCUAUCUGUACUUUGACUUCUACUGCCCACCAGUUGAUAUGAAAAAGAGACAGGAGAGCGGAGACCAGGACGGAAGUGUUGGCACAACUGACACGUCGUACCCUGAAGGUUUCGAUCCAUCUACUUAUGUCCAGCCUGAUGCCAGCAUCCCUCUCCUCGAUCUUGACUAUAUCCGUAUGGGUAUUGACGAUGGCGGCUGGGACGAAUACCGCUCAGGUUCUCCAUCCGACACUGAUCAGGACGCCGCUACUGUGGCAGCUGAUGUAGCCAACAGCCCAGUUGUUCUUGCUCAGACCACCAGCGCAGAUAGCGCGGGUGGUGCGGGUGGUGCGGGUGGUGCAAGUGGUGCCACCGGAGCAGGUGGAUCGGGCGAUCCAUCCCACGCUCAGUCCCAAUAG
Lithohypha guttulata is the source of this 5511-nucleotide messenger RNA. RefSeq lists its product as uncharacterized. The record is from RefSeq and is a predicted model, not a curated record. Bases 1 to 5511 code for a protein of 1836 amino acids. NCBI's taxonomy places the organism in Eukaryota, Fungi, Ascomycota, Eurotiomycetes, Chaetothyriales, Trichomeriaceae. The transcript is spliced from 2 exons.